Aphanomyces astaci is the source of this 758-nucleotide messenger RNA. RefSeq lists its product as hypothetical. NCBI's taxonomy places the organism in Eukaryota, Oomycota, Saprolegniomycetes, Saprolegniales, Verrucalvaceae. The transcript has a single exon. Gene Ontology annotation, molecular function: DNA-binding transcription factor activity. The record is from RefSeq and is a predicted model, not a curated record. The annotation marks the transcript as partial.
GAUGAAUCUGUCGCCUCAGCAUCACAAGCACCGCCUUCCGACCGCCGCCACAAUCGUCACCGCUAUCACAACGCACAAAAAGCUCCUGCCAGGCAACUCCAUGACAUCCUCGACUUCCAUGUCAUCCAAGAAGAAACUCAAUGCCACGGCCACCCAUAGCUUUUCCAAACACAUUACAAUCGACAUCUUGCGACCACACUUUGACAAGCCGCUGGCCGAAGUCGCGAAGUUGUUUGGCAUUUGCACGACCCUGAUGAAAAAGGUGUGUCGCCGCGUCGGCAUCCCGCGAUGGCCGCAUCGCCACAUUCGGUCGCUUAGGAAAAGCAUCUUGUCGAUGGAAACGGCCAGCAGCAUGUUCGACGGAGUGGACCGCACAGCAUACGACAUCCAAAUCCGAAAACAGCAAAAGCGACUGGCCAUGUUGCUGUACAAUCCCAACGCGAUUGACAUGGACGACGACGACGACAUGGAAAACGAAGACGACAACGCGCAGUCGUCGGUCAUCGACUCGAUGUCGAGCGACUCCCGACACACGUCCCCGGCCCUUCACAGUCUGCCCCACAACAGCCACAGUCUCUUUCCGUCCCCCGAUCUGCCACCGCUGGACCUAAGCGACGCCACCUUUGGGCGGUCGUACUCACACAUGAUGAUGGCUCCAUCCUUACCACGACUGCCCUCGAUCUCGACGUGGUAUGGCUAGAACGCUUGAGGCAGAUUAGGACAUGAUUAUAGGUAAUAGCAUCUCAUUUUUAUUGAUU